Messenger RNA from Tilletiopsis washingtonensis, 1506 nucleotides. RefSeq lists its product as hypothetical. Bases 228 to 1391 code for a protein of 387 amino acids. The transcript is spliced from 4 exons. NCBI's taxonomy places the organism in Eukaryota, Fungi, Basidiomycota, Exobasidiomycetes, Entylomatales. The record is from RefSeq and is a predicted model, not a curated record.
CAGCAGCAAGGGCAGCGCACAAAUAGCAGCGAGGCUGCCUCGCGCAAGCGCUCACACAACCAUCGCACCGUCGCGAGAGCGUGCAGCACGUCGACGAGCUGCGUGCCUCGCCUUGGCCCUCGACGUGAGCUGGAGGCGUCGCGUGACGUUGCAACAACACUGCGAGCUUCGCCUUCUCUCCGCGCACCUCUUGCGCUGCUCGCGCGGCAGCCAGCCUCGACGCUCUGAUGGCGUCCUCCUCGAGUCGCGCCCUGCUGCGGCGCGAGUCCUCAGCCGACGCCUCGCAUGCGCAACACCUCGCGGGCCUGAGGAGCGCCGGCAGCUCCGUCAGCGAUGCACAGGCGCAGACUCAUCUCGAAGGCGACGGCAUGCUCCGCUCAGACAGCGCUGCCUCUGCCGAAAGCAGUGCAGCUGGCGCCGCAGCUCCGUCCCAGCCAAGUGCAUCUUCAGCCCUCGACCCUUCUGCGUCUGCGACCGACGAGCCGCUAGAUCUCUACUCUCCCCCCGUGCUCAACUACGAGUUCCGGCGUCGCAUGCCUUCGCUCGCAAAGCAUCUCGCCAUCAUCGCACUCGUCAACUCGAUCCCUCCUACGCUAGCGUACUACGUCUCCACUCAUCUCUCCGACGACACGCCAGCGCAGACGUACACGUGGAUCACACUCUGCAUUGGCCUGACGGAACUGCUCUCCUUUCCCCAUCGCAUCUACGUCCUCUGUCGGCGCAACUACGAGCGCUCGGCGCGGCCUCUGACCUGCGCUCACAAGCGCUGGUAUCAACACGUCUGGGCCGUCUUUGCACACUUCGACACGUUUCAGUGGCUGCUGCUCUUCGGCAUCCUUGAGGGCGUGGUGCUGCUGACCGUCGCGUCGUCGAUCAAUGGAGAGCAAGGAGACUACAAUCUCAUGAUCCUCUCUCUGCCCAUCAUCUUCGCCACCAUCGGCGGGCUCUUCUUCGUCACCAUCGUCCUAACCUACUUUCACGUGCCGGCGCCGAGGUGGCCUCUCCUCUCGAGCUUGCAGCCCGGCGAGGCAUUCAGGCCUGCAGUCUAUCUCAUCGUCGAGGACGUCACGGCUGUCGAUGGCGGCGGCGGCCUGCCGUUUCGUCAAGCCAUUGCGCGGCGCUAUGAAGCAAGCCAACCGUUUCGACGACUCUGCACGGAACAGACGGCCAUCUUCACUGCCUGGGGCUUGCUCUUCCCCCUCUGGAUCGGCAUCCUCAUUGCGUCGAGCUCGAAUCGGGACAUCUCAUACGGCGUCUCGGUGGGCAUUGCCCUGCUCUGGUCGGCCCUCAUUGCCCUCGCUUCGUAUCUCUCGCUCCGGCGAGGCUUGCGUCGGGAGAAGGAGCACUUUGCUCGACUCAAGGCGCAUGCUGCUGGGCAAGGGCAUGCUUGAUCGAUCCCACGUGCCAUGCUGCUGCCGUUCGCGUCACCUCAGAUCCUCCGCUUCGUUCUGUAUCGUUAUCUCCAACGCACGAUCACUGACGCGCUAAUGACACUAAACUGCCGUG